AUAAAUCAGCUCAAGCGGCGCACAGCCCCCAUACCCAGUCCACACCUCGCGGUGUCCCUGUACCUCCGGCGACUCAGAUUCGGACUCUGCGGCGCGAACCACCCAGUUCCCCCAUGGCGUCGUACCGGCAUGCUGCCGCAGCGGCAUCCGCGGCGAGCGAGGGCGGGGCGGCGCUGACGAGCCACCAGCACGGCAAGUCGCGCGUGCGGCUGGGGCGCGUGUGGCGGCGAGGCGGCGUCCACGCGAUGGUGGAGUGGAGCGUCGACAUCGCGCUCACUUCCAAGGCCGACGCGUCGUUCCUCAGCGCGGACUGCUCGACUGUCGUCGCGACGGACACGAUGAAGAACACUGUGUACGUGUUGGCGAAGCAGUGCUCCAGCGAGUUACCACCAGAGCUGUUCGCCAUCAAGCUGGGGCGGCACUUCGUGUCCUUCUACGACGUGGUGACGGCAGCAUCCAUCCGCAUUGUGGAGCAGCCAUGGCAGCGAGUGGCGGUGGCGGGACGGCCGCAUGACCAUGGGUUCUCCCUGGGCAGGGAGAGGCGCGGUGGCGGACGUGCGGGUGGAUGCCGCGGGCAGCACACUGUGCGGGCGGGCGUUGAGGACUACUCCGUGCUCAAGACCACGCAGUCUGGCUUUGAGGGCUUCAUCCGCGAUGAGAACACACUGCUGCCCGACACCAGAGAGCGCAUCCUCGCCACCACGGUGCAGGCCACGUGGAGCUACACUCGCGACCCCCCAUGCUUCAACACUGCCUUCUCAGCGGCCAAGGCAGCCCUCUCAGACACGUUCUUCGGGCCGCCUCAAGGAGGAGUGUACAGCCCCUCAGUGCAGCGCACCUCUUCCUCAUGGCCAACCAGGUGCUCGCCAGAGUGCCCGAGGCGGACGACGUGCAUCUGAAGCUGCCCAAUCUGCACUUCAUCCCGGUCAACCUGCCAGGCAUUGUCAAGUGUGAGGACGACGUCUAUCUGCCAACCAGCGAGCCCCAUGGCAGCAUCGAGGCAUGUGUCUCCCGCAGCAUAUCAUCGCCUGCAGCAAGGCUCUGAGUCAGCAGCGCUUGCUGCCAGGCUGUGAGGCUAAGCUGAGCCGAGCCGCAGUAGAGGCCACAGCUCGUUUCUCCUUGCGCACCGGUUCCUAAUCUGGCUUUUCCGCAACACUGACUCACCUGUGUGUCGCCAUUGGCCACAGCCCGUGGACUCCACCCUGUGCACGAUGUGGGUGUAGGUUGCACGUGCUGCUGGGGACUGGCAUCUGCUGUUGUGCAGUAGCCUUGUACAGUUCUUGGUUGCCGUAUUUGACAGUAAAAAGUGCAGAAUGGGCUACAUAGAUCAGGACCUUUUGCAGUUUAUCAAUAUAGCGAUGAUCGAUCUGUACAAAGAUCCAACCAGCAGCACUCCCUGCCUGUACGCCUGGGACUCCAGAGAUAUUGAUG
This is a messenger RNA of Closterium sp. NIES-67, 1431 nucleotides long. The record is from the annotation of a GenBank genome assembly. NCBI's taxonomy places the organism in Eukaryota, Viridiplantae, Streptophyta, Zygnematophyceae, Desmidiales, Closteriaceae.